This is a messenger RNA of Aphanomyces invadans, 951 nucleotides long. RefSeq lists its product as hypothetical. The transcript has a single exon. The record is from RefSeq and is a predicted model, not a curated record. Bases 298 to 654 code for a protein of 118 amino acids. Lineage: Eukaryota; Oomycota; Saprolegniomycetes; Saprolegniales; Verrucalvaceae.
UAUGAGAAUGAACUGAUGUGAAUAAAUUGGUCGACUGGUGGUUGCGGCCACGAUAUUUAUACCAAGCGAGUGGGCUGUUUGCCACCGGCAGCGAUCUUCUUGUGCUUCUCCAGCGCUUCCUGUAGCUUCGCCGAGCCGCCCUUGGACGCUUUGGCCUUUUCGUGCGACGUGCCUUGGGUCAUGUGCACGCCCACAAAGAACACGGCAGUCGCGUACGACACCAACGCAGCGAUUUCCAGGUAGUACGACAGACCAAAUUUCAGGCCGGUGCUGCUGGGCUGUUGCUGGCUCCACACGAUGCACACAACGAGGGACCACACUCCCGCAAGCAACGUCAUAAAGAGCGCAAACGACACUAAGCACGACCGAUUUUUGGAGCAGCACACACCCAACGCGAUCAUGAAUGAUCCUACGACGCCGAACACUGGGCUCAUCAUCGAGAACGCCAGCGUGAUCUUGCCUUGGGAGCCGCACGUUUUGGCCAGAAAUUCAUCCAACGUGGCUUGGCUGAUGCCUUCGACCGUUGAAAACAAGCGUGCGGCACUGCUUCCAUUGUCUUGGUUGAACGUGGCGCAGAUGCCUUGGUUCGGGAGCACCACCGUGUUGUUCGGGUCGUUGUUUAGAUUCACGCGGACCUUCGAGUUGGUGGUAUAGUACAAGUAGCAUUGGCCAUGGGUACCGGAGAGUGGGCCCAUUGUUUGCAGCGACGUCGACGUCGAUGUGCCUGUGCUCGAGUACGAAAUGUCCGUACAGUACCCCCACACGCCGGCGGUGAAACUCGCAGCGGCGAAGUCGCCCUUUGGUGACAUACCCAGCAUGGACCACAGAGGAAGCCCUGCUGCGGUUCCGGAGAACACGACGGCCACCGCCGACAUGAUGAGGCUCAGUAGUCCCACACACGUGCACGGCAUCGUUGCUAGCUGAGGGGUUGAGUGGAAAAGCGCAAAUGAU